Messenger RNA from Leishmania braziliensis MHOM/BR/75/M2904, 5085 nucleotides. Its product is annotated as putative clathrin heavy chain. Gene Ontology annotation, biological process: intracellular protein transport; receptor-mediated endocytosis. Bases 1 to 5085 code for a protein of 1694 amino acids. The transcript has a single exon. Gene Ontology annotation, molecular function: clathrin light chain binding; structural molecule activity. Gene Ontology annotation, cellular component: clathrin complex; clathrin coat of coated pit; clathrin coat of trans-Golgi network vesicle. Lineage: Eukaryota; Euglenozoa; Kinetoplastea; Trypanosomatida; Trypanosomatidae. The record is from RefSeq and is a predicted model, not a curated record.
AUGAACUCUCCCUCACUUUCUUUGGAGGUCUUUCAACUUAACUCCGUCUCGGGUGGCCUCCGCCCGGGUUCCAUCGCCUUCAAAAAUGUCACGGUAGAGAGCGAGAAAUAUGUCUGCGUCCGCGAUGUGCAGGAGGACGGGCAGACAUCACUCGUCAUCGUUGAUAUCGAGAAGCGUGAGAGCAUUCGAAACAACGUCAAGGAUGCGGAGUCGUGUAUUAUGAACCCCAGGUCGAAAAUCCUGGCGCUCCGCAGUGGUCGCAACCUGCAGGUGUUCGACGUGGAGGCCUCGCGACGUCUCAAGGCGACGCUUUUCCACGACGACGUCGUCCACUGGGGCUGGAUUGACGACCGUACUCUGGGCAUUGUGACGGGGAAGGCCGUCUACCACUGGAGCCUCGAUGGCGCCGCCGACGACGCGCCGCUGCACAUCUUCGACCGCAGCGCGGACUACGACAGCUCCGUGCAGGUGCUCUCGUACCGCAGCGACGAGCAGAAGAAGUGGCUUCUCGUGACAGGUGUAGCCCGCGACCCAUCGGGUGCUAUGGUGGGCAAGGCGUUGCUGUACAGCGUUGAGAACCGCAGCAGUCGUGUGCUUGACGGUCAUGCGUGCUGCUUCAUCUCCACCCCCACCCCGUCCGAAUCUCGCAAGUGUAACGUGAUGUGCCUUGCCUGGAACAGUCCGCAGCAGGGCGGCCAGGUCAUGAUCAUGGAGUUGCCGACCGGCUCCAAGACAGAUUUGUCGUUGCCACGGCGGAUUUACAACCUGCGCAUUCAACCCGGCGACUUCCCAGUCGCCAUGCACGUCUCGGACCGCCACAAGUUGUUGACCGUGGUGACGAGCCGUGGCACCUUUGCGUUGAUGGACAUCUUUACCGGAGUCAUCGUGGCCGAACAGCAGUUCACGCCGGCAGUAGUGUUCCGUGGCGCAGGCGACAACAAGGUUGGCGGUGUCGUGUGCGUCAACAACCAGGGCUCCGUUAUGCGCAUCGGCCCGAACGACAGCGGCAUCAUCAACUAUAUUAAGAACAACAUGCAAAACCCUGAGCUGGCUCUGCGCAUCGCCUCCACGGCGAACCUCGGGGGUGUCGAUGACCUCUUCAAAGUGCAGCUGGACAACUACCUGCGCAUUGGCAACAUCGAGGAGGCCACCCGGAUAUGCUUGCGCGCCCCGGGGAACAUGCUGCGCACCCGUGAGAUUCUCAUGAAUUUCAUGCAAAUGCCGCAGCAGCCGGGCCAGCCGCCGGCUAUCUCGACCUACUUCAAGAUUGUGCUGGCGGAGACGAGCCUGAACGAGUACGAGUCUGUCGAACUUGCGCGCGCGGUGGUACCCAAGGGUGGCAUUGGCUACGUGAAGCAGCAGUUUGACGAGGGAAAGCUGACGGCCUCGGAGGAGCUCGGCGACAUGGUUCAGCAGGCGGACCCCAACAUGGCGCUGAAGAUUUUCCACCAGGGCAACGUCCACGCCAAGGUGCUCAACGUGCUGCUGCAGCGCAACGAAACGCAGAAGGCGGUUGAGUAUUGCAAGCGAUCCAACUUCUCGCCGGAUUGGCGCGUCAUCGUGAACAACUUCAUCCGGGUUGCGCCACAGGACGCCGUCAAUCUUUGCCUGAUGCUCUACCGAGAGAUGGGCGACAAGCCGGUGCUCAGCGCGGAGGAGAUGAUGGACAUGUUCGUGUCGGCCCAGCAAAUUCAACAGGCGACCGAGUUCCUUCUGGAGGUUCUGCGCGAUCACAACGACGAAUCGACGAUGGACCUGCAAACGAAGCUGCUGGAGAUAAACCUCAAGUACUCGCACCCGUCCGUCGCCGACAAGAUCUUCGUCCGGAAUAUUUGCCAGUACUACGACGGCAUGAAGCUCGCCCCGCUCUGCGAGCGGGUCGGUCUGCACCAGCACGCGAUUGAGUGCUAUAUGAUUGCUCAGAAACAGGACCCCAACCUCAACAACCUCUCGAGCAUCCGCCGCUGCCUAAAACAGUUGCAGAGCUUUAACCCUGAGUGGCUCGUCGAGUUCUUCGGUAAGCUCAACAAGCAGGAAAGCCUCAAGUGCCUCGAGGACCUCUGCACCAACUCGCGCCAGAGCUUCAAGGUACUUGUGCAGGUGGCCACUAAGUACAGUGACGCUCUCGGCUCCACCGACCUCAUUGGCAUGUUCCUUGAGCACAACCUGUACGACGUGCUCUACUACUAUCUCGGGGCCGUGGUACCGUACACGCGUGAUGCCGAGGUGCACUUCCGCUACAUCGAGGCUGCUGCUGAGAUGGGUCAAAUGCAGGAGCUGGAGCGCAUGACGCGCGAGAGCCCGUGCUACGACGCCGAGCGGACGAAGAAUUACCUCAAGAGCAAGAAGCUGACGGACCUGUGGCCCUUCAUCAACGUCUGUGAUCAGCACAACAUGGUGAACGAGAUGGUGCACUACCUUGUGGAGACGAGCAACGAGAACUACAUCGAGCAAUACGUGACGCGCCGCAGCCCUGGUAAGACGCCACAGGUAGUGCAGGCCCUCAUCGAGUGCAACGUGAGCGAGGACUUUAUCACGAACAUGCUCUCAGUGGUGGGGACAAUGUGCCCCAGUGAGGAGCUCGUGCAGUGUGUGGAGGAGACGGGUCGGCUACACCUCAUCAAGCAGUGGCUCGAGGACCGUCGCAGCGAGAAGAAGACGGACAAGGCACUGUACAAUGCGCUGGCCAAGAUCUACGUUGACAUUGGCCAGAGCCCCGAGCAAUUCCUGGCGGAGAACGAGUACUACGAUGCGUUGGUGGUGGGUAGGUACUGUGAGACGCGCGACCCCAACUUGGCCUAUAUUGCCUAUAGCCACGAUCACUGCAGCAAGGAGCUGGUCGACCUCUGCUAUCGCAACGGCAUGUACAAGCAACUGGCCCGCUACCUAGUGAAGGAGCAGGAUCUUGACCUGUGGACGAGCGUGCUGGCAGAGGACACGGCUCACCGGCAGCAGCUUGUAGAAUCGGUGCAGCAGACUGCCCUGCCAGAGAGUGUGGUGAGCGAGGAGGUGAGCACGACGGUGCGCGCCUUCAUGAACGCCAACCUGACGGAGGAGCUGACCGCGCUGCUAAGCCAGAUUGUGGUGCACGGCCGCUUCCGCAAGAACCGCUUCCUCGAGAACCUUCUUAUCAUGUCUGCGGUGCGUUCCCGCAAAGAUAAGGUGAUGGAGUACGUGACGACGCUGGAGGACUACGACGGCGCCGACAUUGCACACCUCGCUUCCGGCGCCGGCAUGCAUGAGGUGGCGUUUGUCGUAUACACGCGUCACAACAUGCAGAAGGAGGCCAUCAAGGUGCUUUUGCAGGAUAUGAACGAUGUUUCGCGCGGCCGAGCCUUUGCACAGAAGACGGACACUGCCGCUGUGUGGUCGGUGUUGGGCGAGUACCUGGUGAAGCAGGAUGAGGUGCACGAGGGUAUCGAGUGCCUCAUCAAGGCCAAGAAUCCCGACCUCGUUGUCGAAGUGACCUCUGCUGCGGAGCGCACGAAUCAAUACAGUGAUCUCAUCAAAUACCUCUCGAUGGCACGCCAGUACUCACGCGCAAAGGACAGCAAGAUCGACACGGCGCUUGUCAUUACGUAUGCCAAGACAGGCCGCCUCGGGGAGUUGGAGGAGUUCCUCAAGCAGGCGCACAACGUCAAGAUUGGCGCCAUUGCUGACAAGUGCUUCGACGAGAAGCUGUACGAGUCCGCGCGCGUGCUGUAUACCGUGGCGAACAACUACGCCCGCCUGGCGUCCACGGAAGUGAUGCUGAGCAACCUGCCGAAUGCCGUCGAGGCGGCCAAGAAGGCCAAGUCGAUCCACACAUAUAAGGAGGUCAAUCUGGCGUGCAUUGAGGCUGGAGACAUGAAGCUGGCUAGCAUCUGCGCCGUCCCGGUGGUGCUCAAGGCAGAGGAGGUCAGCGGCAUGUACAACCGCUACGAAAGCCGCGGCAUGUGGGAGGAACUUUUCUCGGUGCUCAAGAUUGCCUCUAGUCAUCAGGGCGCGCACAUGUCUAUCUUCACCGAAAUGGGCGUUUUGCUGGCCAAGUAUAGGCCCGAGAAGCUCAUAGAGCACGUGAACAUGUACUCAAAGAAGAUCAAUACCCACAAGAUGAUCACUGUCUGCGAGCAGUACCAUCACUGGAUCGUGCUGCGUCUUCUGCACAUCAACAACGAGGACUGGCUGGCCGCGGCCAACUUGAUGAUGCAUCGCCACGCGGACACCUUCGACAACGAGAUCUUCAAGGAAGUUAUUAGCCACCUCGGCGCCAGCGAUGUCGUGUACACGGCGAUUGGCUUCUACCUCAGGACACACCCUGAGCACCUGAACGACUUCCUGUCCUCCAUCUUCAAGCGCGUGGACCCGGAGCGAGUGAUGGAGGAGACGAUGAGGGUGACACCGAUCUACGUGAUUCGAGCCUUUCUCGAGACCGCGCAGGAGCGCAACAUCAAGAAGGUGAAUGAGGCUCUCAACGACCUCUACAUCGAGGAGGAAGACUUCAAGACGCUGCGCCACUCCGUUGAGACGUAUAACAACUUCGACUCGGAGGAGCUGUCGUCACGGCUAGAAAAGAUGGAACUCUUUGAGUUUCGUAAGAUUGCCAUGCUGCUGCAUCGCAAGAACAAGCGCUACGCGCACGCCAUUGCAGCCGCAAAGGAGAACAAGCUCUUCGACGAGGCCAUCGACACGGCGGCCGAGAGUGCUGACGGCGAGCUGGUGACCAGCCUGCUCGACUACUUCGUGAAGGACUAUCCCGAUUGCUUUGUGGCGUGUCUCUACAGGUGCUACGACCUGCUGAAGCCCUCGGCGGUGUUGUUGAAGGCGUGGCUGAAUCAUCGAACUGAGGUAGCAAUGCCGUACAUGAUUCAGGUGCUUCAAGAAUACUCGAGCAAGAUCGAUAGGAUGGAGAAGUCGAUGGUGGACGCGCAGGUUGCGGCGAAAGAUGCGGCUCGUCGUGCCGGCCCAAUGCAGGGUCCCAGCGCCGCGCCACUCAUGAUCGAGCAGGGUGACGGCAUGGUGAUGAACGGGAUGCCAAUGAGUAGGCCCCAGCCGCCGAUGAGCUUUGGCGCGCCGCCUCAGUUCGGAUCUGGGCGGCCCUUCUAG